AUGAAUACACAAUUGAAGGUCAAAAAGCUUAUGGAUUCAUUAACUGAGGAGUUGAUGAGUCCCAAUAAUACAUCUAUCGUGAAGUUAAACAGCCUCAUAGAUACAGUACAGUUAAAUUUGGCUAUUAUCGCAAAUUUGGAAAUUGACCCAAAACAAUUAAUGUCAGCUAUAAAAUAUGUACUAAGUUCUUCAGAAAAGACAGGGUUGGACUAUACUUCUUUAAUAGCUUUACUAGAUACUCUUCUCAGGUUGUCUAAUUUUGAAGACGUCCUUCAGGUAUUUUCAGUCGAUGACAUCAUGCGAGCACUACAGAGCAAUAUCACUCCUUUAAUUCAGUGUGCAUGCAAAAUACUUACUGUUUCGUACCCGAAGGACCUCUUCUCUACAACGAAUAUAGUGGAUGUGCUUUUAAAAUUGUACUUCAAGGAGGAUACGGUGGUUAUAAGUGGGAUUGAAGUUGUUUUCCAAAGCUUAUGUGUGAAUCAACUAAUAAGAAGACGUAUUUUGGAGAACAAUUAUCCUCUUAUUAAAAGUAUGCGGGAGACGUCAGAUGUUAUAAUGUUUUCCCGUCUUUUGGAAUUAUUCAACAUUUUGAUUCAACAUAUAGAACGUUCUGAAUUCCUGGAGGAUUUAUUCAUCCUCAAUCGAGAGGAGAUCAAAAAGUCACUGAGGAAAGACAUUUUUCUAUUUAUUAAUGUCACAAAGUAUUACCAAUCUUUGCUUCGUGUGUCAACUCAGGAUUCAAAGGACCAUACGGCAAAAGCUUGGGCCUUGAAUUCAAUAUUACCUGUUCUUCCAGUUUUUGGCUACAUAUAUUUAAACAAGAACAGAUAUGUUGAUGUACACAGCUUUGCAAUGGCAUAUCUGUUCCAACUAUUCAGGGCGAUUUCUUACUUGGAAGGAAUUGAUAUUCUUCGUGAAUUAGAUAUUCAGUACCUCCACAUAUCUAUGGAGAACGACGAUAUUAGCCACUUUCUUGCAACUCUCAAUCCAAGCUACUUUUUAAAGUAUCAUGUAGAGUUGCUACAAUCACACAUCUUUAUCAAACCUUCAAUGUUGCAGGUGGUAAAAAAUAUCAUAUCCUGCAAAGAGACUUUCGAGGUUAUAAAACCAGCAAUAACAUCUGACUCAAUCCUUGCCAUGCCCUAUACUGAACAAAUGAUUUUACUUAAAAGGCUAAGCGAAUACCCUUAUUCGGCUGAAUAUUUAAUUCAAGAAUUGCCAAAAGUGAUCACUAACCUAAUAACCAAUGAAAACGGCCCUGUAAGGGACCCUGAAACUGUGGAAUUGCGGAAGAGGGUAUUUGAAAACUUAUUGAAUAAAAAUGCUGCAAUUUUAAAUGUUUGGUAUGAACCUAUCUUGGAUGAAUACUCCAAAAUUUGUUAUGGCAAGAGGAGUUCAAGUUUGAGGACUGAGAUUGCAGAUGCAUAUUUGUAA
Molecule: messenger RNA, 1437 nt
Organism: Eremothecium cymbalariae DBVPG#7215
Lineage: Eukaryota; Fungi; Ascomycota; Saccharomycetes; Saccharomycetales; Saccharomycetaceae
Gene: HSM3
Product: Hsm3p
Exons: 1
Coding region: 1-1437 (478 amino acids)
Source: RefSeq, a predicted model, not a curated record